Messenger RNA from Closterium sp. Naga37s-1, 1407 nucleotides. The record is from the annotation of a GenBank genome assembly. NCBI's taxonomy places the organism in Eukaryota, Viridiplantae, Streptophyta, Zygnematophyceae, Desmidiales, Closteriaceae.
AUGUCGGCGGGGUACGCGGCGAAGCUGUCGUACCGCGAGGACGUGGGGACCGUGGGGUCGCCGGAAUACGAGGAGUCGGGGGAGGCGCUCCGCCGCAAGCUACACCAGCUGGUCGAUAUAUUCACCUCCAGUAAGCGCGUGGUGGCGUUCACGGGAGCAGGCAUCUCCACUGCAGCAGGCGUGCCGGACUUCCGAGGGCCCUCGGGCAUAUGGACGCUGCAGAGGCAGGGGCAGAGCCUGCCGAGCAGCAUGAAGGCGUUUGGGGAUGCAGUGCCGUCGCUCACGCACAUGGCGCUGCUGCACCUGCUCAGACUCGGUCGCGUGCACUGCAUCAUCAGCCAGAACGUGGAUGGCUUGCAUGCGCGCUCGGGGGUGCCGCGCACCCAUCUGGUGGAGCUGCAUGGCAGCUGCUUCCGAGAGCUCUGCCACCGCUGCGGGGCCGAGUACCAGCGGGCGUUUGAGCUGGAGAGCAUUGGGCAGAAGGCGUCUCGGCGGCGCUGCACGGCAGCAGCGUGCGUGGCGCUGGGCACGGCUCCCCGCCUGCGCGACUCCGUGCUCGACUGGGAGGAUGCACUGCCCCCAUCGGAGCUGCAGCGUGCAGAGGACGAGUGCUCACAGGCCGACCUUGUGCUCUGCCUCGCCACCAGUCUGCAGAUCACCCCAGCGGCCAACCUUCCCCUGCGAGCGCUGCGCAAUGGAGGCCGCAUCGUCAUCGUCAACCUCCAGAAAACCCCCAAGGACAAGAAGGCAUCGUUGGUCAUAGCAGCGCGGGUGGACCAAGUCAUGGCUCACCUUAUGUCAAUCCUGCGUCUCACCAUCCCUCCCUUCCACCGCACCUACUCUCUGCACAUCCGCCACUGCUUAACGCCCAUUCAACCCCAAGGCAAGGGCAAAGGCAAGAAGCACCACGCAGCAGCGCAGCCCUCAGUGUUCACAAAUAGGUGGAAGCUGAGCGUUGCAGUGGAGAGCACUCUGGGGGCCCUCGCACCCCUGCCAUCGCUCGACUGCAUUCACGUCUCUUUCCCUGACAGCUGGCCGUUGGAUGAGCUCACCCUCACAUCUCCACCGUACACGUUCAACAGGACCUUCAAACUGCAGAUGCAGCAGGCGGAAGGAGCGGAGGGAGAGGGUGAGAAGCAGCAGCAGCAGCAGCAAGGCGUGACACCUUCAGGAGCCAUCAGUUUCACGUUCAACUUCUCCCAGGGCUAUGGAUGCGAGCCUAUCACCAUCCAUCACGCCGUCGCUCCUUGUCCUUGUCAAGUGUGCACGCACCUCAAUCUCCACCUACUCUCUACCGCCUCUCUGUCUUCGCUCCACCUUUUCUCCACUUUCCUUCCACCUUCUCUCCACCUUCUCUCUUCCUUCUCUCCAUUACUCCCCUCGUCACUUCCAUUUAUUCCCCUUUAA